Molecule: messenger RNA, 592 nt
Organism: Protopterus annectens (West African lungfish)
Lineage: Eukaryota; Metazoa; Chordata; Ceratodontiformes; Protopteridae
Product: D-dopachrome decarboxylase-A-like
Exons: 3
Coding region: 126-482 (118 amino acids)
Molecular function (GO): phenylpyruvate tautomerase activity
Source: RefSeq, a predicted model, not a curated record
CUGGUUGAGUUUGACCUUUUAUUAGGUCGUCAGCUCGUGGUAGUUUGCACAGGUAGGCGAGUUACCCAGCUAAGUCUACUUAGGAGUACUGAGGAGCGUUGGGUUUGGUAUCACUUUCUUCCAACAUGCCGUUCGUGGACUUGGAGACCAAUUUGCCUGCAAGUCGCUUCUCCAAUGAGUUUGUGAAGAAACUCUGCUCUGUGACAGCAACCAUCCUUGGAAAACCAACAGACAGAAUUAAUGUGACCAUAAAGCCUGACCUGUUGAUGGCAAUUUCUGGCUGUACAUCACCUUGUGUUUUGGUGUUAGUUUCUUCCAUUGGUGUUGUGGGCUCUGCAGAACAAAACAGAGAACACAGUGCAAAGUUUUCUCAGUUCCUGAUGCAAGAGCUUGGACUUCCUGAAGACAGGAUUGUUCUACAAUUCCAUCCACUGGAACCUUGGCAAAUAGGAAAAAAAGGAACAGUUAUGACUUACCUCUGAUCUUGAUGCAUACAUUUGUAGCCAAGCCUUUGAUGGGGAAAAAGGAUAUUAAUUACCAGAUGCCUGUUUGUAGGAAUUAAUUUUGCAGUAUAAAAGUUGUCUGAUCUAUA